AUGUUGUUGAGUUAUGGAUUGUGGGCGACAUGGUCGAUGAGACUCAAUCUCAAUAUGGCCAUUCCAUGUAUGGGAACUUUGGACUGGAAUGCAUCGAUGCAAUCGAUCUUGUUCUCUGCCAGUUUCUUCACUACAUGUCUUACUGUUGUUUUUGCCGGAUAUUUAACAGAUCGAUUUGGACCGAAGAUCACGUUUCUAGGUGCCACUAUUCUUUUUGUUUUUGUUUCGCUCCUCUCUCCGAUCACUGCCAAUCAAUCUUUUUACGGUUUCUUCAUAUUGAGACUUUUGAUGGGUUUAUGUGAUGGUUUCCUUCUUCCAUGCAUCAAUAGUUUUGUGACAAGAUGGUAUCCGUUGAAUGAGAAGUCGACAAUGGUUGCUGUCACUUCGUCAGGAACUCAACUAGCAGCUGGUGGCUCUGCACUAAUCAGCUCUUUUCUUUGUCUCUCCAUCUUUAAAUGGCCAUCGAUCUUCUACUUCUUUGCGAUCAAUGGUUGUAUCUGGUGCUUUAUUUCCUAUUUUCUUGUCACCGACUCUCCUCAAGAAAAUCGUUUGAUGAGUCGAGGAGAGAAAGACUACCUCCUGAAAGAGGUUUCGACAGUAAAAAACAUAUCGAAGCACCACUCUGUGCCAUGGAAGGAAAUCUCUUGGUCAAGACCUGUCUUAGCGUGCAACAUUUGCUCGAUGACAUCCAAUUUUAUUCAAAAUUUGAAUCAAUCCUUUCUGCCAACAUAUUUCAAAGAAGUUUUAUUAUUAUCAAUGAAGAAGAAUGGUUUUAUCACGAUGAUCCCGUUUUUUGCGGAAUUAACCUCAAAAAUCUCGAUGGGAAUUCUCUCGGAUUAUUUGAAAAGAGAGAAAGAAAUCAAUGCAACAAAGCUAUCAAAAAUCUUUCAGACAAUCAGCUCAUUUGGUUCAGCGAUCGGUGUGCUGUUGUUGGCCACAAUUCCUACUUCUGAGAAACCCUACCUCUCAAUUCCUUUUCUUUUAAUGACUGGUUUUUGUUUCUCGUGUCAAACCCCGGGUUACGUCGUCUCACAAGUGACAAUCGCUCCUCCUUACACUGGCAUUAUUACCGCUAAAAGUCAAAUCAUGGGAAAUUUGGGAAAUCUUGGAGCCCCAUUACUUUUGACUUUUCUCAAUCAUUUUGUGAAUUUUCCUUUUUCGAAUCAU
Mesorhabditis belari is the source of this 1167-nucleotide messenger RNA. NCBI's taxonomy places the organism in Eukaryota, Metazoa, Nematoda, Chromadorea, Rhabditida, Rhabditidae. The record is from the annotation of a GenBank genome assembly.